Molecule: messenger RNA, 345 nt
Organism: Arabidopsis lyrata subsp. lyrata
Lineage: Eukaryota; Viridiplantae; Streptophyta; Magnoliopsida; Brassicales; Brassicaceae
Exons: 1
Coding region: 31-330 (99 amino acids)
Source: RefSeq, a predicted model, not a curated record
AGCAAUGGAGCUGGAGAGUCAUCUGCGAGUAUGAACGAGGCGAGAGAAGAGGCGAUGGGAACAAGUACAGAUACUAAAGCACCUGAUGUUUCACUCAGCUAUGCAGCGGAUACUGCGAAAGAAGGGUUAAAACGAGCCACAGAUUUAGCCAAGGAAGAGAGCGGAGACGCUGCCACGGAGGAGGCAGGAACGGUUGCAGGCGGCGAGGAGGAGAGUGAAGAGAAUAUGACAGUGGGUGAGAUAGGAACUGUUAAGAGGGCAAAAUCAAUCUUGAAGCUGAAAAAUGUGUCUGUACUCUGUAUGUUAGGACUUAAAAAGCCAAAUCAAUAAUGUGCUUUUAAAGUA